Messenger RNA from Acaulospora morrowiae, 1626 nucleotides. The record is from the annotation of a GenBank genome assembly. NCBI's taxonomy places the organism in Eukaryota, Fungi, Glomeromycota, Glomeromycetes, Diversisporales, Acaulosporaceae.
AUGCCAGCUCCGCUGAUAACAAUGAUCGAGAAUUUUUCUUGGCAUUUUUCGACGAACAUUUUUGAGGAUUUGUUCGCUGAAAUUUUGCCACAACAUUCUUCGGUCAAUAUCGAUGCUUCCUGUAGAACGAAUUCUGAGGGUAACCUUAAACAAGACUCAGGACAUGAUAAUACCUCCGCACCUGAUAUAUCUAUUAAUGAUUCAAAUUCUGAUGAACAUCAAGAAGAAACUUCGUCUCGAGUCUCCAAUUCAUCUUCGACUGAAUUAUCUAUAUGCGGGAAGCCUAAAUCAUUAGAAGAUAAGGAAAUGGAUAAUUUUCUGAAACCGGGAAAGAAGCUUCAACAUGAGUCACAUACUGAAAGUUCUCCAAAAGAGAACACUUACAUGUCUAAUAACGGAGUUAGUGCUAAAGCACAUAUUAAAUCUAAUAUCUCUCCCGAGCAGGAAAAAGAGCAAGGUCUAAUACAAGAGAUAUCAAUUUCCAUUAAUCAGAAUCAAGCAACCGAAAUUUCAGCGAACAAUUCACCAAAAAUGUUCGCCAAAAAUCAUGUUUCCAAAAAUUUAAUUCAGGAAAGUAGUGGGAAAGGUGAUAUUAUUUUGUUUUCUGCAUCAAAAAGUAAAGUAUUGCUAAAUUUAACAAGUUUAUACAAGAAAGCUUGUGAUGCGGAAAGGCAAGCGAUUAAAGUUAAUCAAGAUGAAAUUACGUGUUGGUAUUAUUAUAUUAUAGAAUUUGAUAACCAGGUUAAAAAUCUUAUGAAAUCCGAUCAUAUUGGCGAGAAAAAGGCGAAAGGACAAAUUUAUGAUUUUAUUAUUGCACAACUAAAUACCAAGCGUAAAACGUUACAAAAGCAAACCCAAAAGGCUAGAAAGGUUUAUAAUCUAUUCGAAAAAAUAGGGAUAGAUAAGAUUCAGCAUAUCAAAACCUUUAGUGCGGAUGCUAUUUCAAGAUUUACUAAUUUACAAAUUCAAACAGUCAUUGAUCAUUUCGCUAAAAUGCCUGACAUAGAAUUCACCGAUGAUCAGGACAAUUCUUCAGAUGAUUUACCCGAAGCUGAGGUAAGUAUAUCUAUUGAUCAAGAUUCGGAAUUACCAGAAGCUGAGGUAAAUGCAUCUGAGUUGAUGUGCGAUUAUAUGGCAGGGAAUCGAAGAGCACGAAGAAGUCGAACGGAUGCGCAAUACUUUGAUGAGUUUCGUACGCAUUUUUGGAAGAGGCCUGAAGAUGAAUUUGAUAGAAUCCGUAUUAUUAAUACCACAAACCGUAGGAGAAAUACAGAUGUGGGAAAUAUAACACCAGCACCAUCUAUUGAGGAAGUUGAGCAUGAAUUAAGUAUGGGAUCCUCUGUUAGACGUAUAAACCGAAGUUCAUCUAUUACUACAAUUUCCGAUGCUGAGCAAAAUAAUGGCGUUCACCUACCUCUGGCUGAAACAUCAUCUCUUCAACCACCACCACCUUAUGAGGCCACAGAUGAAGCACAAAAUAAUUCUUCAGAAAUGAAUCAGAGCCAUGUUGUUUCUAACCGCGAAGUAGCUGUCUCUGGUAAUAUACCCUUGUCACAAAACAACAGUGAUGUUAGUAUGUAUGAUGUAGGAGAUAGUCAAACAUUUUCUAAUAUGGAAUCGAUAUGA